UUAAGACUGUUCGUGUCUCGAUAUAAUAUAAAAUGGCUGCAGAUCCCGACGGCGACUCCGAGAUGGCUUCAUCCUCUGAAUCCGACAAUGUUCUCUCAGAUGACUCUGGACCUGACUCCCGUACACCCACCAAGAUACGCCCUGGCUUCGCAGCGUCGGAGCUCUCCCCGCCCGGCUCGCAGACACAGGCCUCUGGGGAAUCGAACACCGAGACGAGCUUUGGGAAGAUAAUCGGUGCUGCUACUUCAGGAUCUGCAACACAAGAAGAGCAGCUGGGGGCCAGUUGGAUGACCAAACGUGCGGAAGAGGAGUACCAGCGGGCCUGGGAGUACGUGAUAGACAGGGAUCUGAGUCUGAAUGAGUUUGGCGACAUAUUUGAUGAAAGUGACAUGUCCGAGAAGUUACUGUGAGCAAGCAAGUGGGUUCACCGGGAAAUGGAAAAUAUGAUCAAGGUGGCUUCUUACCCCGCGAGAUCCUAGGUAUCCAAAGCGGCCCCAGUGAUGCCUAUCAUAUUUCUCUUGAAAUAUGGCUAGACAAAUCAACCGAAAGUUUAGUCUUACUUGAACAAGAAGCAUCACACCAUCCGGAAUUGUUUACUC
This is a messenger RNA of Penicilliopsis zonata CBS 506.65, 599 nucleotides long. RefSeq lists its product as hypothetical. The record is from RefSeq and is a predicted model, not a curated record. The coding region runs from base 33 to 410 and encodes 125 amino acids. The transcript is spliced from 3 exons. Lineage: Eukaryota; Fungi; Ascomycota; Eurotiomycetes; Eurotiales; Aspergillaceae.